This is a messenger RNA of Chinchilla lanigera (long-tailed chinchilla), 2635 nucleotides long. Its product is annotated as chromosome unknown open reading frame, human C1orf162. NCBI's taxonomy places the organism in Eukaryota, Metazoa, Chordata, Mammalia, Rodentia, Chinchillidae. The transcript is spliced from 7 exons. The record is from RefSeq and is a predicted model, not a curated record. Bases 1833 to 2210 code for a protein of 125 amino acids.
AAGUCAAACUCAGGACCUCACAUUUGCCAGACAAGCUGUGCACCACUGAGCUAUAUACCCGGCCUUACCUGUACCCUUAUCAGGGUUGUUACCUAUCUUCUUUCUCCCCGUUCCUUUUCCUCUUUACAAAUAAAGUAUCUUCCUUUCAUUAAACUUUGGCCUCUAAUGUAUUUAUUGGGGCUGAGUUAGGACCCUGGUGGGCUGCUCGGACAAGAGAGCAGCAAUACUCAUCCCCCAGAUACAACGUCUUCAUCUAGUUCUCCACUUCCUCCCCACCCAUUCCUCUUCCAGUCUCCACCUGCACCCCACCUUCAUUCUCUGUAGCACCAACUACAGUAAAAUACUUAAAUUUCCCUGAAUAUGACUAACAGACAAAGCAUUUGCUCAUGCUGUCCUUCUGCAUAGAGCAUUUUUCCUUCUGCCUGCCUCAGAAAAAUGUGAUUUAUCUUUCAAGACCCAACUCAAACACUAUCUCCUCAAAGAUGGUUUCCUGACACCCAUCCUCCUUCCUCGUGGUGUAAGCUGACCGCUUUCUCCUUUGGGUCCCAUUCCUACUACACAGAUUCUAUACCAUGGGCCGAUGUAAGUGCACACAAUGAAAUGCACUAACAAUGCAUUUCUCAGAAUGUAGCAAUGCACAACUGUAUACAUUUGCUUAAUUUUAAAGACCCCUCUAUCAUCACUAUUCUGCUCUAAUUAUCUAUGUAACUGUUUAUCCCUCCUACCUUAACAAAUGCCCCAAUCCUGAACCAGGCUGAUAUUACAGAGAUACGAUGCUUGACACCCAGCCACCAGUCUUGAGCCAGGGCCACCCCUCUCCCAGUUCCCUUCUUCUGCAACCUUUCUUUUGUCUGUUGCAGCUAUGCUACCAGCUCCGGGUCCACUGCACGCAGCCUUGCCUGAUUUGUUCACCUCUGCACAUCUUCCCUGUUUCCAUCCACUAACUCUUCCCUCCGCUCCAAUUUCAAACUUUUCCCAGGCUCCCUCCUCAUGUAAACCCUGGGUUGUCAGUGUAAACCCUGCUCUUGUGAGAGGCAUUCAUUCGCCCAGCCCUUCAUCCUACCCAGAGGCAUUUCCCUUACUUCCUCCCUAGCUGGCAUUCUUUCCUUCAUGGAUCCCAACACAUCAUUAAUCUAUUGUUUACUUGUUUUUCAUUCCUCUUUUCAAUUAGAGGGUAGGCUGUGUGAGGCUAAUACUUCUGCCCUGGUCCCUGAAAUACCCUCGGUACCUAGCUCACUGUAUGGCAAAUAGCAUCCAUCCAAUGAAUAUAUUUAUGACUAUGUUUCAAAUGUUUUGAAAUAAGAGUUGCUUUUCCUCUGAAGGAAUCUCAAUACCAAAUCCGCUUACCAUCUGCGUUGCUGUUGUAAGUAGCUGGUAACAAUAUUGCUCUUCAUUUUUAUCAUCCUCAUCCCCCUCCAUCUCCUUGAUGACACUGGUAGUGUCAUACAUCUGCGACCUUCACAACCUCUGGAAUUGUGGUUAAAGUAAAUGAUAAACAUUUAAUUAGAAAUGAAUUGAUCCUGUAUGCUUAGCUGGUGUUCAUAUGUCAAAAGGUACAAAAGCUCUCACUGCUUGUAGGAUUUUUUUCAAAUAUAGCACUGACCUCAAAGAGGAAGUCCACCUUCCAGCCUUCACAACAUCUUUGUGACACAUGGCCUGAUGGUGGCAGCAACCAUUCUAGUAAUCUUUAUUUCAUCAUUUCUGGAAAAUUCGACCGGUAACAGAAGUGAAAAAUUCAGUCUCUGACAACUACAUCUUAUGACCGGAGAUCUUCUUGAAAGAAAAAUACUGUAUGUUUCCUGGUUUUCUUGGCCUGGACUUGGGAAGACAGCAUGGGAAAAGCUUCCUCUACAUGUCAACCCAACACUGAUGCCUCUACAGCAGCCCCAGUGACCAGAAGCCACCCCAACAAGGAACACUUGAUCUUGGCUUUUUUUGCUGGGGUUUUACUGACAUUGCUGCUGACAGCCCUUAUCUUCUUCAUCCUAAAGUGCUGCAGAAAGUGUCAUCCCAGACCCCAGGGCCUGGAUCCUCACUCAGAUCCUCCUGCCAGUGUAAGUCCACCAUGUCGUUUCCAGCAUUCAUCCAUACCAAAGGAGUCACUUGUCUAUGCCAGCAUGACCUUCAAACCCUCAGAAGAAAAGAGCAAUCGCUUGACUGCAAACCAUUCUGCACACACAGACCCUGUUGUAUAUGCUCAGAUCAAGUGAUGAACUCACUCACCCAGGAAGGCCUGAGGCCAGUUUCUCUCUUUUUUUGUUUGUUUUUUACAAAUUCAGGACUACAGCCCAUGUGAAAUUAUGGUCAGAGUUGGGUUGAGAUGUGAUCUGGCAAUAUGACCCAACAGUUUAGAAAAUCAGUGCUCAGCCAUGAUCAAACCUGGAGCAGAAUGCUCGCCUCCCACAUGAACUGGCAGUUGAUAGCCCCUGAGGGCUUCCUCGAGCCCUUCUAAAGAGCGUGAGACAGAGCUCCGUGUACAAGAUGUACUCCCCAGCAUCACUGACCGACUAGGGAAGAGUCAACCAAAGAUAAUCUACCAAGAAUUUUUUUUUUUGUACCAACAAUCGAACUUACGAACUCACACUUGCCAGGCAGGAACUGCACCACUAAGCUAAAUCCCCCGCCCUCAAGAAUU